UUAAUUUUAUUGACCUGUUAACACCAGGGGCACCAACCUAAACGUUAUCUAACCUAAAAUUUACCAAAUGACAAGUUAAAAACCUGCUGGGUUAAACGAUUGUCGUGUCCAAAUGUCACGCGGUUAGAGUUUCCCGAGCUUUUUCCUUUACAAUUAUUAAAUAAAAUGAGUGAAAAUGCACAAGAAAAUCCAACGACUGCGCCCGCAAGUGGACAAUCCGGUCAAAACCAAGAAAUCGCACCCGCCCAAAAUCAAAAUGAAAAUUCGCCAGCACAACCCCAAGCAGCACCCCAACCCACCAGGAUGGAAUCAGUAAUGGCCAUCAUAAAAUCAUUAAUUGUCAGAGGAUUAAUCAUUUAUUUCAUCACUUCAUUUUUCCGAAAACCUGCCGCUCCUGUUAAUAACGGGACGUCCGUUCCACGUACAGCAGCUAGAAACAUUUUUACAAACGGCACAGAUCUUUCUAUGUUUAUAUAUUUAACCGAAUCUGAGAGACAUUUUGAUUUUCAAGAAUCAAAUUUGUUUUGGUCAAAAGAAAUGCUAAUGUACGGCGAUUGGUAUUCAGGGGUUAAUGGGGAUGGAAGUUAUUCUUUUGAAAAAGAAAUUCCUGUUACUAAACAUAUGAAGAAUAACGGUUCACUUUACGCGCAUAUUUAUGUCACUACUUUUGGAUACAGUGCCAAUCCUAAAGAUAAAAAUUAUGAUAAAGAUAAAUUUUGUUAUGCUAGGAAAAUGUUAAAUAAAUUCAAAAGACUAAAAGCUAGUGGAACAAAAAACUUGUUAACUGGUGAAACUGAAAAAUUAGAAUCUGAAGGUCAAAUAAUAUCCCAUUGGCAUCCAAAUUUAACAAUAAAUUUAAUAACAGAUGAAACAUUUUGGACCAUGGGAACAGUUCCAAUGCCUUUGGACGCUUUCUAUGAGUUUACUGAUGAUGGAAAAAAUUAUAAACCACCUCUUUAUCCAAACGACUUCUGGAAUAUGGCCAAAGAUUAUAAACCGUUAAACGAAACUUACUCGUUAAACGUAAUUUAUCAACCACUUAGUUUAUUAAAAUUCCAAUUGUACGCCUCACAACAAAUGAGACAAAAAUGGAAUUUCUUUGGUGAUGUGGAAGAAGAAAACGACGACGAACAAGAUACAUUAAAAGAAACCCUUCUAGAAACGAAUCCGUAUUUAUUAGUUAUAACUAUUUUAGUUUCAAUUUUACAUUCCGUUUUUGAAUUGCUAGCGUUUAAGAAUGACAUCCAAUUUUGGAAUAACAGAAAUUCCCUCGAAGGUCUUUCUGUUAGAUCUGUAUUUUUCUCAGUUUUUCAAUCUUUGAUUGUUUUGUUGUAUGUUUUGGACAAUGAAACAAACACUUUGAUUCGUAUUAGUUGUUUUGUUGGGUUAGGAAUUGAAUUGUGGAAAAUUCAAAAGGUUGUUGAUAUCAAAUUCGAAAAUGGGAGAUUAAGAUUUAAUGAUAAAAGUUCUUAUGUUCAAAGCAGUACCAGACAAUAUGAUGAAUUAGCUUUUAAAUACCUUUCUUGGGUUUGUUUUCCCUUAUUAGCUGGAUAUAGUGUUUAUGCUUUAUUGUAUUUAGAACAUAAAGGUUGGUACUCGUUUGUACUGGGCUUAUUUUACGGGUAUUUAUUAACUUUUGGGUUUAUAAUGAUGACGCCUCAGUUAUUUAUCAAUUAUAAAUUGAAAUCGGUUGCUCAUCUUCCAUGGAGGAUGUUAACUUAUAAAUUUUUAAAUACUUUUAUUGAUGAUAUGUUCGCUUUUGUUAUAAAAAUGCCAACAAUGUAUCGUAUUGGAUGUUUCCGUGACGAUAUUAUCUUCCUCAUUUUCUUGUACCAAAGAUGGAUUUACCCCGUUGAUAAAAAACGUAGAAACGAAUUUGGUUAUGCCGCUGAAGCUGAUGAGCCAACUCCAGCUGCCAUUGAAAAUAAAAAGGAUCAAUAAGAUCUCUGGUUGUAAAAUAGCUUAUAUUUAUUUUUUGGUUAUUCAUGUGCUGUCGAGAAAUCGUUAACCGUAUUUAGAUGAAAAUUGUUUAUUAUUUUAGAAUUGUGUAAGAUAAUAAAUAUGAUAUACACA
Onthophagus taurus is the source of this 2073-nucleotide messenger RNA. RefSeq names its product putative lipid scramblase CLPTM1. The record is from RefSeq and is a predicted model, not a curated record. NCBI's taxonomy places the organism in Eukaryota, Metazoa, Arthropoda, Insecta, Coleoptera, Scarabaeidae. Gene Ontology annotation, cellular component: membrane; endomembrane system.